Anoplopoma fimbria (sablefish) is the source of this 1953-nucleotide messenger RNA. It is a transcript of the gene edem2, whose product is annotated as ER degradation enhancer, mannosidase alpha-like 2. Gene Ontology annotation, cellular component: membrane; endoplasmic reticulum. Gene Ontology annotation, biological process: carbohydrate metabolic process; mannose trimming involved in glycoprotein ERAD pathway; endoplasmic reticulum mannose trimming. The transcript is spliced from 11 exons. The record is from RefSeq and is a predicted model, not a curated record. Bases 148 to 1839 code for a protein of 563 amino acids. Gene Ontology annotation, molecular function: calcium ion binding; mannosyl-oligosaccharide 1,2-alpha-mannosidase activity. Lineage: Eukaryota; Metazoa; Chordata; Actinopteri; Perciformes; Anoplopomatidae.
AUGCGCAGACUGUUGACUUCCGGGCAGCAGCAGCAGCAGCUCACCUGUCCGCAGAGCUCCAGCGUCUCUUUGCUUCUCUGAGCUUCGUUGGGUUUCUGGACCUCGUGCUCACCUGAGGCUCGCUCCCGGACGAGCUCGUGCCUCUCCAUGCGCACUCCCGUGAUUGUGACGCUGUUUGUUUUGGUGCUGAGCGAUGCGCGGGCACGUGAGUUCAGUGAGGAGGAGAUGGAUGCAGCCAGGCAGCGCAUCAAAUCCAUGUUCUACCACGCCUACAACAGUUACCUUGACAACGCCUUCCCCUACGACGAGCUCCGCCCACUCACCUGUGACGGACAGGACACCUGGGGCAGUUUCUCGCUCACUCUGAUUGAUGCUCUCGACACUCUGCUGGUUUUGGGAAACAACACAGAGUUCCAGCGAGUGGCGUCGCUGCUCCAGGACACCGUGGACUUCGACAUCGACGUCAACGCCUCCGUGUUCGAAACCAACAUCAGAGUGGUGGGCGGUCUGCUGUCGGCUCACCUGUUGUCAGGUCGGGGGGGGAUGGAGCUGGAGCCCGGUUGGCCCUGUUCAGGUCCGCUGUUGAGGAUGGCCGAGGACGCCGCCAGGAAACUGUUGCCUGCGUUCCAGACUCCCACCGGGAUGCCGUACGGCACGGUGAACCUGCUGAAAGGCGUCAGUCCAACAGAAACGCCCGUCACCUGUACGGCCGGCGUGGGAACCUUCAUCCUGGAGUUCGCCACGCUGAGCCGACUGACAGGAGACGAGACGUUUGAGAACGUUGCCCGCCAAGCCCUCAGGGCCCUGUGGAGGACCAGAUCUGACAUCGGGCUGGUGGGGAACCACAUUGACAUCCUGUCUAAGAAGUGGGUCGCUCAGGACGCCGGCAUCGGAGCCGGAGUCGACUCCUACUUUGAGUAUCUGGUGAAGGGAGCCAUCCUGCUGCAGGACGAGGAGCUGCUGGACAUGUUCAAGGAGUACGACCUAGCCAUUCAGAACUACACCCGGUUUGACGACUGGUACCUUUGGGUCCAGAUGCACAAAGGGACCGUCUCCAUGCCGGUCUUCCAGUCUCUGGAGGCCUUCUGGCCCGGCCUGCAGUCUCUCGUGGGGAACCUGGACAGCGCUGUGAGAACCUUCCAGAACUACUACUCGGUGUGGAGACAGUUUGGAGGUCUGCCGGAGUUUUACAGCAUCCCUCAGGGUUACACUGUGGACAAGAGAGAGGGGUACCCACUGAGACCGGAGUUGAUAGAGAGCGCCAUGUACCUGUUCAGGGCGACAGGUGACCACACCUACCUCCAGCUGGGCCUGGACGCUCUGGAGUCCAUCGAGAAGAUCACCAGGACGCCCUGCGGAUACGCCAGCGUGAAAGACCUGCGGGAUCACCAGCUGGACAACCGGAUGGAGUCCUUCUUCUUGGCCGAGACCAUCAAGUACCUCUACCUGCUCUUUGACCCCGCCCACUUCCUGCACGGCGGCGGUGCGGAGGGGGACGGGUCCUGGGAGGAGGGGGCGAGGGGGGCAGUGCGUUUUAGGGGCGGGGGGUUCAUCUUCAACACGGAGGCUCACCCUCUGGACCCGGCGGCGCUCUACUGCUGCGGACGCCACGCCCAGGACCGCCAGGAGCUCCGGGACAUCCUGCUCAACCUAUCGCAGCCCGGCGAGAAGCCCCGCGGCCAAUCACAGCCCAGAGAGCCAGAAGGCCCUCCCCUCGGCCAAUCAGAGAGCAUCGCUCUGAAACCGGGCGAGAAGAAGACGCCCACGCUGGCCUGCCCCGUUCAGCCGUUCAGCGCUCGACUCUCCAUCCUGGGACAAGUUUUUACCGAUGACACCUGAACGCAUCACUCUGCUGCUGACUGGAUCAUAAUCUGGAAAACAAAGACAAAUGUUUGAAAGUGAAACAAGAACUCAAACUCGCUGCGUCGACUCUGUUGCUUUAAUUUAAACUGA